AUGCCUCGAGUAACUUCAACGCCAUCCCCUUCUGCGAAGUCUACGGCUCAGCAGCAUCAAGCCAACUACGAGGAUCGGUUCUUAGCCGUAGGAAACGGCGGCAUGGCAGGCUACAUCGACUACAUCGGCAUGCUCGCCCAACUGAACAGCGGCCUGGGCGUCGCAGUCGUAGGCGGCAACGCGGGCCACUCCGCCAUCGAGAAUAACGUCGGCGUCGGCGCCCCGGGCGUCUACCUCCCCUACCUGCACGACCGCGACCAGGUCGAGGCGUGGAUCCAUAACGCCAUCAGCCUCCUCGCGCCCGCGGCCAAGGCCUGGACGCAGGCGUAUUAUGGACGACGGCUGAGGAAGUCGUAUUAUUAUGGUUGUAGCACCGGGGGUGCGCAGGGGUUUGCGUUGGCGAAGUUUUAUCCCGGGUUGUUUGAUGGGGUUUAUGCGGGUUCGCCGGGGAAUUGGUAUAGUCAUCUUGCGUUGAGUUUUUUGUGGAAUGCACAGCAUACAAGUACGACCGAGACGAAGCUCACGCAGGCGGAGUUGAAUCUCACGACGAAUGCGGUGCUGGAUGCCUGUGACGAGAUCGACGGAGUCAAGGACCGUGUGAUCGAGAAUCCGUUACGAUGCCCCUUCGACAUCGACUCCCUCGCCUGCAAAUCCUCAAGUCAGCCAUCAUCAAAUCCACCUACCUGCCUCACCCCCUCGAAAAUCGCCUCCGCAAAAGCCAUCUACGCCGGCCCCAAACGCUCUGACACCCACCAACCCCUCUACGCCCCCUUCGCCCUCGGCAGCGAAAUCCAAUGGUCCCUCCAAGAAGGGCCCCUCGCCUCCGCCUUCAGCGUCCCCAUCCUCCAGAACCUCGUCUUCAACAGUCUUGAUUAUAACACCUCCACCUUCAACUGGGCCUCGGACGUCGACGCCGUCACCGCCCGCACCGGAGCCCUCAUCGACGAGAACAGCCCCAACCUCUCCACCUACCGCAACCGCGGCGGCAAACUCCUCGUCACGCAGGGCUGGGCGGAUCCCUACAACGCCGCUGAAGUCCCCAUCCAGCACCUGCAAUCCAUCCAGUCGUUCUUCCACGGCGAUGUGGGGGAUUGGUAUCGCUUGUUUAUGAUUCCCGGGGGAGGGCACUGCGGCGCGGCGAGUUAUUAUCCGCAGGUUCCGGCGGAGUAUCAUAUUUUGACCAAGUUGAUCGGUUGGGUGGAGAGGGGGGAGGUUCCGGAGAGUGUGCUGAGCUGUGCGCCGCCGGAUGGGAGUGCGAGGACGAGGAAGUUGUGUGCUUGGCCGGCGACGGCGAUGUUGGUCGGUGGGGAUGCGGAGGUGGCGGGGAGUUAUGUUUGUCGGUGA
This is a messenger RNA of Zasmidium cellare ATCC 36951, 1344 nucleotides long. RefSeq lists its product as uncharacterized. The record is from RefSeq and is a predicted model, not a curated record. The transcript is spliced from 3 exons. The coding region runs from base 1 to 1344 and encodes 447 amino acids. Lineage: Eukaryota; Fungi; Ascomycota; Dothideomycetes; Mycosphaerellales; Mycosphaerellaceae.